Messenger RNA from Aspergillus saccharolyticus JOP 1030-1, 1353 nucleotides. RefSeq names its product DnaJ family domain-containing protein. The record is from RefSeq and is a predicted model, not a curated record. The transcript is spliced from 2 exons. The coding region runs from base 1 to 1353 and encodes 450 amino acids. NCBI's taxonomy places the organism in Eukaryota, Fungi, Ascomycota, Eurotiomycetes, Eurotiales, Aspergillaceae.
AUGGCUCGUCGAUUGUCUGCCAUGACCGAGGAAGCUAUGCUUGAAGGUGGUCGAUCCGCACGCAAGAAUCUGGAAUCCGCCGGGUUCUCGGAGGAGUUGAAGAAACAGCUGGAGGAGCGGGUGGCGGCUGCGGCAUUUCAGAGCCAGUAUGCGAGUGCGCAUUCGAUUGUCGAUAUGCCGGCUAGCGCAGGACAGGGUACACGAGACAUCGCCGGCGCAGAGCCUUGGACCGGCAAGGAGAACCUCCACGAUGUCACGCUACGCAUGCUGGACAGUUCGAUCAAACCGAUACGCACACCCUUCAAGAUACCCAACCCCGUCGACAUGCGCAUCAAGGCCAAACCCAACGAAUCGGCCGGCGUGCGACUCGCCCGAGCGAAAGAGCGCACCGCAACAUACACUCAGGCGCAAGGCUCGGGACCCUCAGACAAAGAGCGGGAGGCGAUGCGCCGCGAAAUGAGGGAGCGGUUCUCGCCCGGAGCGCGGCCGAUGCCGGCCACCCUGCAGGGGCUGACGGCGUUGGCGAAUGAGCGCAUUGAGGAUGCGAUAGCGCGCGGGCAGUUCGAUAAGAUCAAGAGGGGCAAGGGAGUGAAUGUUACAACGGACCAUAAUGCGAACAGUCCGUUCAUCGACACGACCGAGUACUUCAUGAACAAGAUCAUCCAGAAGCAGGAGAUCGUGCCGCCCUGGAUUGAGAAGCAGCAGGAUCUGGCGAGGGAGGUGGAUCGGUUUCGGUCCCGGCUGAGAGCGGAGUGGCGACGGCACGCUGCACGGCUCAUUGCCAGCGAGGGAGGGUCGCUUGAGGCGCAAAUGCGUCGGGCGCGUGCGUAUGCUGCGGCAGAGGCUCGGUUGGUUGAAAAAGCCAAGAUUGAGCAAGCCCUCAGAGACUCUAGCAGCAGUGGAGAAGAGCGGGCCUCUUCUGUGUCGACUGCCACCGAAGCUGAAGCAGCAGCGGGCGAGACGCUGCAGGAGGAAUCCUUACCGCAUGUUUCGCCUCUUCGCGAUCCGCAGUAUCUCAACACCGAGCGCUCGUUCCUGGAACUUAUGGUCAAGAAUUUGAAUGCGCAGACGCGGUCUUACAACCUGAUGGCACCGCCAGUGGCGCAAAAGCCUUACCUCAAUCUUGAGCGGGAGCUCAAUGCAUGUUACACUGAUGUAGCGCCUGAUCUGGCUGAGGAGAUCAAACGACGCGCGACUGAGCGAGCUCGAGGGCCCGCCACAGAAGGACCCAAAGCUGCUGGCAUUCUCGAGUCUCUCAGUACCUCUCAGACCGUGCGGGUGUACGAAGAGGAUCACUCAAAGGGCUAUGGAUUGAAGCAAUUCUGGCGGGAUUUGUUUGCUAAGAAAGCGUAA